AUGCGCUCCCUGACGCUGCUUCUAUUUGCUCUGGUCGCCUCAGUGCUGGGACAGACCCUCAACCCGGUGCUGGGACAGUUCAUCUACCCGGACCUGAACGGAGACACGUGGAGGAUCGGAGACAAGAAGAAGAUUGUGUUCAACACGACGCUGAGGCAUUACACGAUCGGGCUAUGGCAACAGGCCCCGCCAUCCGCGGUGCUGGGAGACAUCGCCUUUCGUAUACUCGAUGCCAAGGGGUGGGUUAGGGAGUUCGACUGGGAGGUCCAGGCUUACGGGUUGGAUCUGUCCCUCUCUAAUGUCGCUUACUUUUGGCUGUUCGAGGGCACCGACGGCAACCAGGGGAACCAGACCCUGCGCCACAUCUCCUCGGCUACCUUCACCAUCUCCGACGGGGAUCCGGGGAGCCGGCCGGUUCCUUGCAGACCAUCGACGAUCUGGCCGGAGCCGACCAAAACUGUGGUCCUGUCAAGAACCGCGCCGGCUGGUCCCUCGAGUAACCCUCCGGCAGAGACCUCGAUGAGCCUUUUGCCGCUAUCUCCUGGGCAAUCAGAGGCCGCUUCUCCGACCGAUCCCUUGAUUACUCUGACCACGAUGCCUGUAGGGACGUCAGAAGAACCAGGUCUUACGCGGACCACAGAUGAACGAGGACCGGCGUCGACUGGAAACGACCAAGCACCCCAGACCGACCGGGCCGACAGUGGCGGAUCAUCCGCCGGCUUACCGGUGGGGGCGAGGGCUGGGAUCGGCGUCGGCGUCGGCAUAUUCGGCAUCACCUGCAUCGUCUGCGCGACGAUGCUGUAUCGGUACCUGAAGACGAACCAGAGGACUUUGGCGGAGGCGCGGGAGUCGACGAUGACGCAGCCCCCUGCAUAUUUCCACGGGAUGGCGUUCUCGCCCGUCUCGCCCAUCUCGACAGUACAGUCGCCCAUCAAAUCGAACCAUCAGGCGCCCGGAUUCUACGUCAACCCGAAGCCCGUCGAGAUCGAUUGA
Molecule: messenger RNA, 993 nt
Organism: Colletotrichum navitas
Lineage: Eukaryota; Fungi; Ascomycota; Sordariomycetes; Glomerellales; Glomerellaceae
Exons: 2
Coding region: 1-993 (330 amino acids)
Source: RefSeq, a predicted model, not a curated record